CUCUUUGGAAGUUCCAAAUUAAAUAAUUUAAAUAUGAAUUCCCACCUCUCUUAUGAUUACUUAGAAGAGACCUUACCUCAGGCAGAAAUCAUACAGAAAAAUUGGUAUGCAUAUCGGACAAGAAAAAUGAUGAGCCAGGUACAAAAGGAAUUCGAACAAAUAUUUCAGGCUAUAGAAGGACCACAAAGUGAUAAUAGAAUAUUUUGGCCACAAGAUAAAAUCUGUAAACCUCAAAUAAUGCACAAAGAUAUGCACGCUAAAGCUGUGGAACAGAAGAAGAGCAAAGACGAGGAAAGAAAGAGAAGGUCUGCUCAAGCACGUCUUCUUAAAUCUCUAAUUCCUCAAAACUCUGCUUUAAAUGCAUCGCAUGAUCUCAGAACAGCUCCUAAAGAUCAAGUAUCACAAUACGAGAAAUCUAAACCUCAACCUCCUCAUUCCAGAGAAGACUUAGAAGUUUCAUUAAAAGCUGAACUUCUUCAUCUCCAAUCUCUCCUCACCCCUAAACACUAAUUAUACAAAA
Messenger RNA from Moneuplotes crassus, 520 nucleotides. NCBI's taxonomy places the organism in Eukaryota, Ciliophora, Spirotrichea, Euplotida, Euplotidae. The record is from the annotation of a GenBank genome assembly.